Molecule: messenger RNA, 1425 nt
Organism: Fukomys damarensis (Damara mole-rat)
Lineage: Eukaryota; Metazoa; Chordata; Mammalia; Rodentia; Bathyergidae
Gene: Ppp2r3b
Product: protein phosphatase 2 regulatory subunit B''beta
Exons: 11
Biological process (GO): protein dephosphorylation
Cellular component (GO): protein phosphatase type 2A complex
Molecular function (GO): protein phosphatase regulator activity; calcium ion binding
Source: RefSeq, a predicted model, not a curated record
AUGCUCGACAGCCCAAUCCAGCAAGCCGCCGUCCAUCGGCACGCGUCGCGCAUGCUCCCAUUUUUGGGCUCGGGCGCCGGCCUGCAGCGGUUCACUCUGCGCAUGCUCACUCAGGCAUGCCUUUACCCCACGCCCGGGAACAUCAGUGCGCAUGCUCUCACAUCUCCGCGGCAGUCUGCCUUUCUCUCCGGCGUGACGCGCGGGCCCGGUCUCUCCUGGGAGUCGGGACAGACCUGUCUCGUGGCCAGGCUGCCAGACGAGGCCCCUGCCGCCGCAGAAGGAGCUCACAGGCUGGGGCCCUGGGUUCUGCCCGGCACCGAGAAAACAUCUGCGGGCGGGUCCCGCUGCAGUGCGGUGCCGGUGCCGCCGGGGCCUGAGAGACCACCCGCGGCCCUGCUUGCGGCCUGCCCCUCGGAGAUGAGGGGUCUGGAAGCGGAGACCAGGAAUGAGGUGCGGAAGUCGGGCCCGGCUGAGCGUGCCGCUGUCCCCCCUGCUCGCCAAGCUGGCACCCGGGAGGACACAGCAGCCGCCCCGGGCCCGGUGUGGAACCUCCACAGCUGCUCCGGUGUCAUUCUGAGGGUCUGCCUGCCUCUGCCCGGCACCCUUCUCCCUGUGCCUCCCGCGUCCUCCUCCUCUUCCCCACCAGCCCCCCACCCCACAGCUCCCUGGCUGCACCCACGCUCGCCUGUGGCUCCCAGGGUCCUGCACACCUGCUACGACGACGCGGCGCGCUUCGUGCACCUGCUCGUGAGUCCGGGCUGCAGCUCCCUGGCACCCGAGGACUUCGUCCCGUUCCUGCAGGACGUGGUGAACACGCACCCCGGCCUGUGCUUCCUGAAGGAGGCAUCCGAGUUCCACUCGCGCUACAUCACCACGGUGAUCCAGAGGAUCUUCUACACCGUCAACAGGUCCUGGUCUGGCAGGAUCACCUGCGCAGAGCUGAGGAGGAGCAGUUUCCUGCAGAACGUGGCCCUGCUGGAGGAGGAGGCGGACAUCAACCAGCUGCCCGAGUUCUUCUCCUACGAGCACUUCUACGUCAUCUACUGCAAGUUCUGGGAGCUGGACACCGACCACGACCUGCUCAUCGACGCUCAGGACCUGGCGCGGCACAGCGGCCCCAGCUGAGCCCGACCGGCUGUCCGUCUGUCUGUCUGUCCGUCUCUCCGCAGAGGCCGGCGGGUGCAGAAGGAGGGCCGGCUGAGCUACGCGGACUUCGUGUGGUUCCUCAUCUCCGAGGAGGACAAGACCACGCCGACCAGCAUCGAGUACUGGUUCCGCUGCAUGGACCUGGACGGGGACGGCACGCUGUCCAUGUUCGAGCUCGAGUUCUUUUAUGAGGAGCAGUGCCGCCGGCUGGACGCCAUGGGCAUCGAGCCGCUGCCCUUCCAGGACUGCCUGUGCCAGGUGCUGGACCUGGUGCGGCCG